AUGUCGAGUGCGGAGAGGAGCGCUCAAGUAGGAAAAACAGUCAAGGUCAGCAGGAGACGCGUAUUCGCGUAUUCUUCAACUGUUUGCCCAUACGUGUACUGUAGCCCUACAAAUUCACAACCGCGUACUCGGUCGGACGACCCGACGCCGAAGGUCGUCCGCGCGGUUGGCUCUCACCAGAACGAAGGGCGCUCGCCACGCGCCUUCGCAGCCGCCGCCAUGAGCUGGUUCUACCGAAUGAUGCAGCGCGAGCCGGUGGUGAUGUGGAGUUGCUUCAUCGGCGGCGUCGGUGCGCGCUCGCGCUCCCUCCCCGCCGCGCGUCGCGCUCGUGACCCUUCCCUGCGCCCGUUGAUCCCCCGCUCGACCGUCCCCGCGCUGACGAUCCCUCGCCCCCGCUCCUCCCCCUCGCGCGAACAUCACAGGGUUGGCGAUCCCACUGAUCGUGCCGCCGAUUAG
Micromonas pusilla CCMP1545 is the source of this 456-nucleotide messenger RNA. RefSeq lists its product as uncharacterized. The record is from RefSeq and is a predicted model, not a curated record. NCBI's taxonomy places the organism in Eukaryota, Viridiplantae, Chlorophyta, Mamiellophyceae, Mamiellales, Mamiellaceae. The coding region runs from base 1 to 456 and encodes 151 amino acids. The transcript has a single exon.